AUGCAAAUCAUCACAAUAUUGGCGACCCUCGCCGCAGUGGCUCUUUCCGCUGCUGUCAAUUCUCGUCCAAUCCUCGAUGACGACAACACAACCCAGCUCCCACUAAUCAUCUGGCACGGCCUAGGUGAUGACUUCGAGCGCGACGGCAUGAAAGAACUAGCCUUCCUGGCAGACACAGUCAACCCGGGUACACACGUACACAUCAUCAGACUAGCAGACACAGGCAACGGUGAUCGCCAAGCUACCUUCUUCGGCAAUGUCACCGAGCAAAUCGAACUCGUAUGCGAACAACUUGCCGCCGAUCCAAUCCUCAGCUCCGCACCCGCGGUCAACGCCCUCGGGUUCUCGCAGGGCGGACAAUUCCUCCGCGGAUACAUCGAGCGCUGCAAUAACCCGCCCGUCCGCAACCUCGUCACCUUCGGCAGCCAACACAAUGGGAUCUCCGAGUUCCAAUCCUGCUCAAUCGGCGACUGGCUCUGUAACGGCGCCGAGGCGCUGUUGCGCUCUGGUCGCUGGACAAACUUCGCGCAGUCCCACGUCGUACCGGCACAGUACUUCCGCGAUCCCACCGAGUUAGACGCGUAUCUCGAGAACAGCAAUUUUCUCGCUGAUAUCAACAACGAGCGCAAGGUCAAGAAUGCCACGUACAAGAAACAUCUGCAAUCGCUGAAUCUGUUUGCUAUGUACAUAUUCGACGAGGAUACCGUUACUAUUCCAAAGGAGAGCGCGCUGUUCGCCGAAGUCAAUGCUACAGAUGGGACGGUGACUCCGUUGCAGGAGAGACGGAUUUACAAGGAAGACUGGCUUGGUCUGAAGAAAUUGGAUGACCAGGGGAAAUUGCAUUUCAAGUCUGCGCCUGGACAGCAUAUGCAGUUGACGAAGAAAUUGUUGAAGAAGACCUUAAAGGAGUAUUUUGGUCCUGUGCAGGACGAGGAUAAUGCUUCGCUUCCGCGACUCGUUGCUCAGCCGGGCUACUGA
This is a messenger RNA of Penicillium daleae, 978 nucleotides long. RefSeq names its product palmitoyl-protein thioesterase family protein. The transcript has a single exon. Gene Ontology annotation, molecular function: palmitoyl hydrolase activity; thiolester hydrolase activity. The record is from RefSeq and is a predicted model, not a curated record. Gene Ontology annotation, cellular component: lysosome. The coding region runs from base 1 to 978 and encodes 325 amino acids. NCBI's taxonomy places the organism in Eukaryota, Fungi, Ascomycota, Eurotiomycetes, Eurotiales, Aspergillaceae.